Molecule: messenger RNA, 1355 nt
Organism: Pocillopora verrucosa
Lineage: Eukaryota; Metazoa; Cnidaria; Anthozoa; Scleractinia; Pocilloporidae
Source: RefSeq, a predicted model, not a curated record
AGGAGCUGCAUGAUUGAAGAUCAAGGCGCAAGGAAGGAGCGUCAAAGAAGUGGAGGAACUUAAACUGCUUUUACUGCAUGUGUUUUAGUGCAACUAUAUUUUCUUCUAAGUUCCUUGCAUUGUAAAACAGCGUCUCAACAUGAGCACAGUUUCACCAGCUUCUCUCGAAGAAAUAUGCCUGAGCUUUAUCAGUGCUAACAUUGAAGAUUUAUGCCACAAGGAUGUUGAAGAUGUCCAGUAUGGCGAGGUUUCUUUUCAAAAACUUAGUUUCAUUUCUCCGUUAUUUCUCCACGAACACCUGGCAGACAAUAUUAUGAGAUGUCUCUCACGUGAUGGAAACCUGACAGAUAGGACUGCAUCUUUAUUUGUUGAUCCGCGGAGAUGUAGAAUCAGACAUUUCUAUCUCAGGAAAUGUCAGCUGAGUUUUUCAAUGCUGAAACUGUUCCUUGGAAAACACAAAGUUGAGAAACUAGACUUAUCUGGAACAAAAACGUUCUCCUCGCCUUUAUUUUAUCAACUUUUGAAUGGAAUGUCAUCGACAGUAAGGGAGUUAAAUUUGAGUUGCACACCAUUUGCCUUGGACUUUGCUGCCAUGAAGCCACUGAACUGUUUGACUCAUUUGGAUGUGAGCCAUUGCACUGCUGUAGACGACCGCGUGAUGUCGGUUGCUGCACAGAAUAUGGAUUGUUUACAACACAUUAAUAUCUCGAACACUGCGAUAAGACAUGUCUCUUCAUUUGGGAAUCUAAGAGGUCGACUGAAAACAUUAAUCGCUUUUAACACACCAGUGGCAUGGACAAAACCUGCUGAGUUUAAGGACUUUACAUCAUUACAGAAGCUUGAUAUUUCAAGAAGUUCUGAUAAUGAUUUUCACCACGAUGGGACAAACGAGUCUGUGAAAUUUGAUGAAAUGCUUACAGACCAAUGUAUGAUGCCAAACCUGGUCUCUCUGGAUGUUUCAGGUGUUUCCACAAUAACAGCAGACGCUUUGCAGUCAUUUCUUAGUUCUCAUCCUAAACUUGAGUUCCUUGGCCUUUGUUUGAUGUCACGGAAUUUACAAGAACAACUGGAAAGAAUUUCUCCUCUUAUUAAGAUUACAGGUGAAGCUACUGAGAAACAGAUCCUUUGUUCAUUGCAAAUGUACCCAGACAGAGCUGAUUACAUGAGAGAAGCUUUGAGUGGACUGUUUCGCAUCAGUAAUGAUUGGACAGCAGGAAAACCACAAGUUCUCGAGCUUGUUCUUACUCCACUGGAAAAACAUCCAGGUGAUCUCAACGUUCAAAUAGCAACUACGUAAGUUAAUAUUCACAAAGAUUCUUGAAUAGUUAUGAUAAUCAUUCAAAAUGAAACAAUUU